GAGACGGUCCAAGCAUCUAUAAAUGUAGGGUCUAUCCCAAACUCCAGUCUUCAGUAUUCACAUCUUUGUGAAAUGACUGUAAGAAGGAUCACCAUGCUGAUUGCUCUUCUCGUUGUUUUGCUCGCCUUUUCAGGCCCAAUCAAAGGAGAAGAUGACUUGGGCGGAGGUGAUGGCGGUGACUUGGCCCCUCCUCCUAAUCCAGGGGGCAGUCAUUUGUCUCCUCCACCUCCUCCAUCUCCAAAGAGCCAUCCACCUCCACCUCCAAAGACUGAUUUGGCUCCUCCUCCACCUCCUCCAUCUCCAAAGACCAAUCCACCUCCACCUGCACCGAUCCAGCCGCCACCAGGACCCUGUGCGGAAGUGAGGUCGUACAGAGGGCCGUGCGUCAACAUGGUUUGCGCUGCCGCUUGUAUCGCAGAGUUGCAUCAGGGCGGCCACUGUCGUGGGCAUAUUUUUACUGGUGGUUGCUAUUGUUUCGUGUGUUCGGUAGCAAAGUCUGGCCCAUCAUUACAUUGAUGCGGAGCAUGCAGAAUGUGGUUAUAUGUUUUCGAUUGGUUCGAUCAAAUAAUAAAGGAUGUGGUGAUUACAGUGUU
Molecule: messenger RNA, 593 nt
Organism: Aegilops tauschii subsp. strangulata
Lineage: Eukaryota; Viridiplantae; Streptophyta; Magnoliopsida; Poales; Poaceae
Source: RefSeq, a predicted model, not a curated record